AUGCCGCGCGAAGGCACUCGCUCUGCGACUGGAAACUCCAGGCCGCGCGUCUUCCAAACCGUCGACACAGCUCCCACGAUUACGCGCAAAAAGCCAGCGACUGCCAGGACGAAGAAGGCAUCCACCGCCGGCGCUGGCCCUGUGACCAAGGCAAAGACAAAGGCCAAGGUCGCGACAGCCCCCAAGUCCGGUGGGGUUACCAAGAAGAAGGCCGCUCCCAAGAAGGCUACGGCCGGCUCCAAGGUAAAGGCUGCAGUGAACAAGGUCGAGGCCAAGGUCAAGGGCAAGACCGCCCCCAAAGACAAGGUGUGA
Pyricularia oryzae 70-15 is the source of this 312-nucleotide messenger RNA. RefSeq lists its product as uncharacterized. The record is from RefSeq and is a predicted model, not a curated record. Lineage: Eukaryota; Fungi; Ascomycota; Sordariomycetes; Magnaporthales; Pyriculariaceae. The coding region runs from base 1 to 312 and encodes 103 amino acids. The transcript has 2 exons.